Molecule: messenger RNA, 681 nt
Organism: Aegilops tauschii subsp. strangulata
Lineage: Eukaryota; Viridiplantae; Streptophyta; Magnoliopsida; Poales; Poaceae
Source: RefSeq, a predicted model, not a curated record
AUGUCCGCCGCCGCGCUGAGCCUAUCCCGAGCCGCCACCUGUCCUGCACCGCUCCCUCCGCUGCCAGCCCGCCCGGGGGCCGGGGCAGGCCCGCCCGAGCCCAUCGGGGCCUGGGGCAGCCCGCGCGCGUCGCCCGCUCGCCUCCGCCGCCAGCGCUCUGCGCCGCCUCGCCGGAAUCGCGUCGUCCGCCGGGACCCUGCUCCGCCGCCGACCGGACGCCGCCCUUCGCUCGCCGCCUCGCCUCCCGCGCCUCCGCCGGACCCGCGCCCGGCCGACCGGACGCCGCCCUUCGCUCGCCGCCUCGCCUCCCGCGCCCCGCCGCCAUGCGCCUCCCGCGCCGCCCUGCUCUGCCACCCGCGGCUGCUGUACCUCGCCGCCGGCCAGAUCGACCCCGCCGCCUCGACCUCCUCCCCGCGCUGCUACACUGGGAGCUCGCCGGCCGUCUCCGGUCGCCGCUCCGGCCAGAUCCGGGCAGGAGCGCCCGGAUCCGCCCCGUCUCGGCCUCGCGUGGCCGCCGUUCGUGCCGCCGCCGGAGGCCGCGUCUCGCCGCCGCCGUUGACCCGGACCCGGGACGGCCCCGUCCCAGGAUCACGCCGUCCCCCGAUCCAAACAGCCACUGAACCGCGCCGUCCACGCUCCUCCUCGUCCCAGUACGGCUCCAUCCAGUUUUCUGUGAGGUGA